GGCGCUGACCUGAGAUGACAAGAGGAGAGGUUUGACUGGCAGCUUGACUCCUUCAAUCAACCUGCUGCAGACUGGGUGCAGAGGAGCACGGAAUAAAAAAAGGACAGCAUUCUGUUUUAUAAGCAAAGGUGUCGUCUGACUUUGCAAUUUUAUUUUGUUCUUAUUUCAGGUUUUGAGCCUUGGCAGUAUUUUGCUUCUGCAUGAAGGGGCUUUAUGACAUGGCUGAUGUGAAGCAAUAAAUCAGAAGAAUCAACUGCUCUGUUUGCAGAGAGUGUUGCAACUGGAGGCCAUUUGAAAAUUCCAGAUAACGAGACUUUUGUUUGGCCAAGGGUAUUAAGGGUUUGAAGGUAUUUUCACUGCCACAAUGCCGACGAAGCCAAUGAAGCCUUGAUCAGGGUUAACUACGUUGAAGGAAAUGUUGGGAGUGGGUGGCACCGUAGUUUGUAUUCGUCAUGUUGGGAAGUCCAGAGGAAUCUACAGUUCAGCCUAUGCGCUGAGCAACCACUCUGCUCAGCAAUGCAGCGCCUGGGAUCUUUGCAGUGGAAACUCCGUCGAAACUCUGCCAGGUUCACACAAUUCGCAUAGGCCGGGACCCCUCCAGUUUGUCAGAAGCUACAGGGCCCAACCUCAGUCCUACCAGCUCACACUGCCGCAGAUCAACAGCAUCCUGAAAACCAACGAAUACAGCUUCAAAGUGUCAGAGUUUGAUGGCAGGAACAUCAGUUCAGUGCUGGGCUUCGACAGCAAUCAGUUAGCUUCCAAUGUCCCCAUCGAGGACAGGCGCAGUGCAGCCACCUGCCUGCAGAGCCGGGGCAUGCUGCUGGGGGUGUUUGAUGGACAUGCUGGCUGUGCCUGUGCUCAGGCAGUGAGUGAAAGGUUGAUGUAUUAUAUUGCUGUGUCCUUACUGCCACGCAAGACGUUAAUCGAGAUAGAAGACGCAGUCGAAAAUGAGCGACCGGUGUUGCCAAUUUUGCAAUGGCACAAGCACCCCAAUGAUUACGUGAGCAGGGAGGCAGGAAGGCUCUACUUCACCAGUUUAAGGACCUACUGGCAGGAACACAUUGACCUGGGGGGCGAAGAGGCGCUGGAUACCAGCGCUGCUUUGAAACGUGCCUUCAAACGAUUGGACAGCGACAUCUCACUGGAGGCUCAGAUCGGCGCCGGCAAUCCCUUCACCAAUUACGCGGCAGUCCGGGUAGCUCUGUCUGGGUCCACGGCUUGCGUCGCACACAUCAAUGGCACCGACUUGCACGUGGCAAACGUUGGCGACAGCAGGGCGGUACUGGGAGUCCAGAACCACGACGGCUCUUGGUCGGCCGUGACGCUGAGCGCUGAUCACAACGCACAGAACCCCGAUGAGGUGGAGAGGGUGCGGUCGGAGCAUCCCGCGUGGGAGGAGAAAACGGUCGUCCGGCACGAUCGCCUGCUGGGCCUCCUGAUGCCCUUCAGGGCAUUUGGGGAUGUGAAGUUCAAGUGGAGCACGGAGCUCCAGAAGCGGGUGCUGGAAAGCCGACCAGAGCUGCUGACAGGCGACGAAUUCUCGAAAAGCUUCCUGGCCAAUUACCAUACUCCGCCUUACCUCACUGCCGAACCCGAAGUCACUCAUCACAAGCUGCGGCCCCAAGACAAGUUUCUGAUCCUGGCCACCGACGGCUUAUGGGAUGUCAUGCACAGGCAAAAUGUGGUGCAGAUUGUAGGGGAGCACCUUACCAGCUUACACUUCCAGCAGCCCAUCUCUGCAGUGGGCUACAGGGUGACAGUGGGUCAGAUGCACAGUCUGCUGCUGGAGAGGAAAGCUCGUGUGUCCUCGGCUUUCAAAGACCAGAACUCAGCCACCCACUUGAUCCGCCAUGCACUGGGCAGCAACGAGUUUGGGAGUAUCGAGCACGGCCGCCUGUCGAGAAUGCUCAGCCUGCCCGAGGAGCUGGCCAGAAUGUAUAGGGAUGAUAUGACGGUGGUGGUGGUGCAGCUGAAUUCUCGCCUCAUCGGGGCAUAUGACAAAGCUGAAGCCAGCGUCGACUGAAAUCACGUUCCGAUUGGUACAGCAUUGGAAACUAAGACAAAUGCUACGAGGCAACAAAAAUCUUUUUGGCCGAGUGGUGAAAGAAUUCAAGAGAGGGCAACCCCCGCCAUCCCCGUUUGUCCUCACCACGUUGGGUUUUGAGUGGCUCAGAGCCAUGGUUUGUCUAACUUUGUUACACUUUCCAGCAAUUCAACCGUCUGAGCUUUCUGCACUCCUCUAAUUCUGGCCUCUUGCGCAUCCCCAAUUUUAAUCACUGCACUAUUGGCAGCCGUGCCUUCAGCCUCUUGGGCCCUGCGUUCUGGAAUUCAUUCCCUCAAUCUCUCCUGCUCUUUAGCUCUCCUCUUAAGACUCCCCAUAAAACCUACCACUUUGACCAAGCUAUCCGUCCCCUAUUCUAAUAUGUAGUUUGGUGUCAAAUGUUACUUGAUAAUGCUCCUGUGAGGCCCCUUAGGAUGUGGAAGGCACUGUAUAAACACAGGUUUUUGUUGCUUCUUUGGAAAUGUGAGUUGCUGUUAGAAUUCCUUUGUUGCCUUGGGAUCCCAUGUUGAUCGUUCCUUUACCAACUAAAAUUGAACCUUUUUUUUAUUGAUUCCUGGAAUGUGGACAUCACUGACAAGGCCAGCAUUUAUUGCCCAUCCUUAAUUGUCCUAUCUCUCCUGUUGUCUUGUGAAACAUAAUGACGAUUUAUUUUUUGGUGUAUAAGGGGGUUGACAUAGUAGGUAUAGAGAAACUAUUCCUUAUGGAGAGUGAGAUAGUUACCAGAGGACACAGAUUUAAUGUAAUUGGCCAAAAAAGCUAGUCAGUGAAGAGGAGGAGAAUUUUUAUUUUAUGCAGCAAGUUGUUAUUAUCUGGAAUGCACCGUGUGAAGUAGAUUCAGCAGUAACUUUCAAAAGAGCAUUGGAUAAAUCUUUAAAAGGGAAAUAUUUGCUGGGCUUUGGGAAGUAGGGAGUAUUGGUCACUGUCAUUAGGUCAAAAUCCUGGAACUCCCUCCCUAAUAGCACUGUGGGUUACCUACACCACAUGGACCGCAGCGGUUCAAGAAGGUGGCUCACCACCACCUUCUUAAGGACAAGCAGGGAUGGGCAGCGAUGCCACAUCCCAUGAACGAAUAAGAAAAGAAUUCUGGGGCAAAAGAAGGAAAAUUAUGUACUAUUGAAUGUGGUGCUUUCAUUCCAUUGAGAUAAAAUGAAUUUCUUACACAUUAAGUGCAUGGAAUUACAUAGACUCAAGCUGUCCAACAGGUCCAACGGGACUAUGCUGGUGCUUACUCCAUACGAGCCUCCUCCCACUCUACUUCAUCUCAUUCCACCUGCUUUUUCCUCCUUUUCUCCCUCAUGUUUAUCUAUUUUCCCCUUAAUUGCAUCUAUGCUGUUAACCUCAACUACUUGUGCAUGCGAGUUCCACAUUUAAAGCGCUUUCUGGAUCAAAUAAAUAGUCCUGGAUUCCU
Messenger RNA from Carcharodon carcharias (great white shark), 3470 nucleotides. RefSeq lists its product as uncharacterized. Gene Ontology annotation, molecular function: protein serine/threonine phosphatase activity; cation binding. Lineage: Eukaryota; Metazoa; Chordata; Chondrichthyes; Lamniformes; Lamnidae. The coding region runs from base 416 to 2023 and encodes 535 amino acids. Gene Ontology annotation, biological process: protein dephosphorylation. The transcript is spliced from 3 exons. The record is from RefSeq and is a predicted model, not a curated record.